GUUCUUUCUCUACGGAGCGCUGAUUCUGUUACACAACAGGCGGAAGUUGCUGUUGGACGUUUUGAAAUCGUAAAUUUUUAUUUUUCAGAGUGUUUUCUGUUUGCUUCAGUAUUUACAGGAAUAUUAGUAGGACACAUUUGCGUUUUUAUUAACAAUAUUGUCGCUAACAGACCGCUAAACUAUGGACAUACCGAGCUAUUAAUCGCUAACCAGUCGGUGGUCUUUUUUAUCCACCUGUUCUCCGGUGUAAAAAGGCGUGUUGGCGGAUUGUGCCGGAAAAGAGGUGGGAAAUAAAGUGUGCGGCGAGCCGGAAAUAUAUUAGAUCUGAUGUUGUGGGCAGAGCCGAGAUGUUGAUUGACAUCUCCCAUCAUGCCCUGCUGCGCCCCCUGAGCCGUAAUGAGGUGGUGGGCAUGUUACUGAGACUCACCAUCUUUGGUGCAGCUACAUACUAUGGCAUCAGAUGGGUGGUGGAGGCUCUGGACCCGACACAGAGACAGAAGUCAGACGCUAAGAAGAGGGCUGACCAGAUGAUGAGAAGGAUCGGGGUUGAGGGACUGAGUCUGACUGAGUAUGAGAUGAACAUCGCUUCUCAUCUGGUGGACCCUCGCAGUAUGAAGGUGACGUGGACAGACGUUGCAGGUCUUGAUGACAUCAUCACUCAGCUGCAGGACUCCGUCAUCCUGCCUAUACAGAAACGUCAUCUGUUCCGAGGAUCCAAACUUUUACAACCACCCAGAGGUGUGUUGUUAUACGGUCCUCCUGGCUGUGGGAAAACUUUAAUAGCGAAGGCAGCUGCCAAAACCUCAGGCUGUCAGUUCAUCAACCUCCAGGUCUCCACUUUGACUGACAAGUGGUACGGCGAAUCGGAAAAGCUCACUGCUGCUGUCUUCUCAUUGGCUGUUAAACUGCAACCCUGCAUCAUCUUCAUCGAUGAGAUAGACUCGUUUCUGAGGUGUCGCUCCAGUUUGGAUCACGAGGCCACGGCAAUAAUGAAAGCUCAGUUUAUGAGCCUGUGGGAUGGACUGGAGACUGGCCCUGACACUCAGGUAAUGGUGAUGGGGGCCACUAACAGGCCGCAGGACGUGGACAUUGCAAUCCGACGCAGAAUGCCAACAGCCUUCUACGUGAGACUUCCUAAUAAAGCUCAGAGGAAGGAGAUCCUUCACCUCAUACUGUCUGGAGAAAACCUGAGUACGGCGGUGAAUCUGAUGGAGAUCGCCGAGCAGACGGAGGGAUUUUCAGGCAGUGAUCUGAGGGAGGUGUGUCGCGAUGCUGCUCUGUACAGAGUCAGAGAUUUUAUACGCAAACAGCAGAUGAAACAAAUCACACAGCAGCUACGACUCCAUCAAGAUGAAGAUGAGACAGAGGACAGUCUGUGUCUGAGGCCAAUCACGCAGCUUGACCUGCUGUUCGGACUGGAUAAGAUGAACGAGUCGAAACAGGCCACAGCUCCCACCGGUGAUGUGUUUGUGGACUAGAACACAUCAGGGCAGUUCUGUGUAAGUUGAUGCCGUUGGCUUGUGCAUGUAGCCAGAAGGUUGUGAGUUCAUGUUCCAACACUGAAGGAGAGCCACCUGUUAAUAUUAUAAAACUGUUAUUAACUCUGUAUUUAUAAAUCUAUACAGAUAACAUUAAUACAAUAGGAGAUUCCUAUGAGUUUAUUCUCAUAGCCAAUCACAAGGCUGUUCCACACUAAGAGAAUCCAUACUACAGUAAAUAGAUGUACAUCAGUGUGUGUGUGUGUGUAUAUAAAACUGUAUAUAUGUGCUGUAAAAGAUUCUGUUUGUGUUAGAAAUGUUAAAUACUGUGCUGUGAAAAUGUUUUAAAUAUUUUAAUGUUUCUUCCAAAUGUAUGGAUUAAUAAACAGAUAUAAUAAAAACCCA
Messenger RNA from Tachysurus fulvidraco (yellow catfish), 1883 nucleotides. RefSeq names its product ATPase family AAA domain containing 1a (gene atad1a). Bases 348 to 1478 code for a protein of 376 amino acids. The record is from RefSeq and is a predicted model, not a curated record. Gene Ontology annotation, cellular component: mitochondrial outer membrane. NCBI's taxonomy places the organism in Eukaryota, Metazoa, Chordata, Actinopteri, Siluriformes, Bagridae. The transcript has 11 exons. Gene Ontology annotation, molecular function: ATP hydrolysis activity; ATP binding.